AUGGCCACGGAGGAGGAUUUAUUACUUACGAUAGACAGUGAUGUGGAAGUGGAUAACGAUUCAGACUCAUCCGUCGAAGAGGAAGAGACUGGCGACAUCAAUGCAAAUUUCGAAUUUUCCAUUGGAGAUGAGGUCGAUGAGAUAAAAGAUUGGGAGGUGGAAAACGAUGAGACAUUCAAGGAUGUCAAUUUGGAUGAGAUUAUUGAAAAGAAGAGGGGAGACUUACCAGAGGAAGAGGAGAAGAGCUCUGCGGAAGAGGAAGUUGACGAGAUGGAACAAGGUGGAGCAGAUGACGAAGAGGAAGAUCCCGAUGCAGAAGACUUUUACGAAACAGCUUCUGUGGAAUCUAGCACCACAUUUCAGGAACUACAACUUUCACGCCCGAUAUUAAAAAGCAUACAAUCAUUAUCAUUCACGUCACCAACACCAAUUCAAUCCUCAACCAUUCCUAUUGCAUUAUUGGGUAAAGAUAUUGUCGCAGGUGCACAAACGGGUAGUGGUAAAACAGCAGCAUACUUGAUUCCAUUGAUUGAACGUUUGAUCUUCAAGAACUCUACUUCAACUAAAGCAAUCAUUCUUACUCCUACCAGAGAGUUGGCCAUUCAAGUUUAUGACGUGGGAAAGAAGUUGGGGCAAUUUGUAAAGAAUUUGAGUUUCGGAUUAGCUGUGGGUGGUUUGAACUUGAGGCAACAGGAGCAGCAGUUGAAAUCGAGACCUGAUAUUGUCAUUGCAACACCAGGUAGAUUGAUUGAUCAUAUACGAAACAGUCCAAGUUUUAGUGUGGAGGAUGUCCAAGUAUUGGUAAUUGACGAAGCCGAUAGAAUGUUGGAGGAGGGUUUUCAGGAAGAAUUGACGGAAAUAUUGUCAUUGAUACCGAAGCAAAAAAGACAAACGUUGUUGUUUUCAGCCACAAUGAAUACAAAAGUGCAAGACUUGGUCCAAUUGUCGCUUAAUAAGCCGGUGCGUGUCAUGAUCGAUCCACCAAAGACAGUUGCAUCCAGAUUAGAGCAACAGUUUGUUCGUAUUCGUAAAAGAGAGAAUUUGAAACCGGCUUUGCUUUUCCAGCUUUUGAGAAAGUUGGAUGGCAGAAUAGUGGUGUUUGUGUCGAGAAAGGAGAUGGCACACAAGUUGAGAGUCAUUUUAGGAUUGUUGGGCCUCAAGGUGGCCGAAUUGCAUGGUGCAUUGACGCAAGAACAACGUUUGGCAAACAUGAAGCAGUUUAUGGGUGAUGUCAAUGUUUUAAUUUGUACAGACUUGGCGGCAAGAGGUUUAGAUAUAAGAAUAGAGUACGUGGUUAACUUUGACAUGCCAAAGACUUACGAGAUUUAUCUACACAGAGUUGGUAGAACUGCAAGAGCCGGAAGAAAAGGUACAUCAAUUACAUUUGUCGGAGAGAGCAACCAGGAUAGGGCUAUUGUCAAGGCAGCAAUAAACAAUGGAAGGAGUGUGGCGAGAAAAGUUGACUGGAAUGAUGUUGAAGCAAUCAACAAGAGAAUAGAUGAAAAGGAGUCGGCGGUUGAUGAGGUGCUACAAGAAGAGAAGGAAGCAAAAGAAAUAUUGAGAGCCGAAAUGCAAUUAAACAAAGCAAGCAAUUUGAUAAAGUAUGAAAAGGAUAUUCAUUCCAGACCGAAACGAACUUGGUUCAAGAGUGAUGUGAUGGGCCAGCUAACCAAACAUGGUAAAAAGGUAAACUCGAAAAAGAGAAAGGCAAAUGAGGAGAGGAAGGAGAAUGAAAAGCGGUCAUAUAAGAAGACAAAGGCUGACAGAAGUAAGAAGAGUAAGCAUAAGUAG
Messenger RNA from Lodderomyces theae, 1791 nucleotides. RefSeq names its product putative ATP-dependent RNA helicase (gene DRS1). Gene Ontology annotation, molecular function: RNA helicase activity; nucleic acid binding; ATP binding. The record is from RefSeq and is a predicted model, not a curated record. NCBI's taxonomy places the organism in Eukaryota, Fungi, Ascomycota, Pichiomycetes, Serinales, Debaryomycetaceae. The transcript has a single exon. The coding region runs from base 1 to 1791 and encodes 596 amino acids.